AUAAACCCUCAGCCGAUGGAAUUAGGGUUUAGUAUAAAGAGUGGAAACUCCCACUUCAUUUUGCUGCACGCCCCAUUUUACCUAUCGGAGCAUUGGUCAGGCAAAACCCUAACGCAAAUCAGUGCCAGAAGAAGACGAUGGCGGCGGUUCCAGGACAACUGAUUUGGGAGAUUGUGAAGAGGAACAACUCUUUUUUGGUGAAGGAGUUUGGAAGGGGAACAGCUGGUGUUCAGUUCAGCAAAGAGGCCAACAAUUUAUACAAUCUGAACUCCUACAAGCAUUCUGGUUUGGCCAACAAGAAGACUGUCACAAUUCAACCUGGAGGCAAAGAUCAAUCCAUUUUGCUUGCGACAACCAAGAGCAAGAAACAGAACAAACCUUCUUCAUCGCUUCAUAAAUCUUUGAUGAAGAAAGAGUUCCGUCGGAUGGCAAAAGCUGUAACAAACCAGGUGGCAGAUAACUACUACAGGCCAGAUCUGAAGAAGGCUGCCUUGGCAAGAUUGAGUGCUGUAAACAGGAGCCUCAAGGUUGCCAAGUCUGGUGUUAAGAAGAGGAACAGGCAAGCUUUGAAAUCAAAGAAGUGAGAUUUAGGAGAAUGAUAAAUGAGAUUUUGCGUUUGCCAUUGUGUUUUAUGUUGGGAUGUCAACCUUUUUAGUUCAGUUUGGAAUCUGAAGAAUAGUCUUGCUAUAGAUGUUUUUUUUUGCUGUGUUUUGCAUUAUUAUUAUAUGAUUGUUUUCUUGAUGUGAAGAACUUUUUGAAGGCAAUCUUAUGACUUUGUUUUGGUAUUGUGUUAUUUUAGUUUGUAGUUGAAAAUUACUAAGAUAUUGCGAAGGCUACUUAAUCUAGAAAAUGAAUAAUAGCAACCUUACCUUUUGGUGAUUUA
Molecule: messenger RNA, 883 nt
Organism: Cucumis sativus (cucumber)
Lineage: Eukaryota; Viridiplantae; Streptophyta; Magnoliopsida; Cucurbitales; Cucurbitaceae
Product: 60S ribosomal protein L28-2
Exons: 4
Coding region: 138-584 (148 amino acids)
Biological process (GO): translation
Cellular component (GO): cytosolic large ribosomal subunit; ribosome
Molecular function (GO): structural constituent of ribosome
Source: RefSeq, a predicted model, not a curated record